Molecule: messenger RNA, 372 nt
Organism: Cercospora beticola
Lineage: Eukaryota; Fungi; Ascomycota; Dothideomycetes; Mycosphaerellales; Mycosphaerellaceae
Source: RefSeq, a predicted model, not a curated record
AUGGCUUUCACAGACGUUGUCAAGAUCCUAUUCGUACCUGCUCUUAUCGCUGGCGCUCUCUACGGCAUCAUUUCCUUCAUCAUACUUCCGUUAAUACGCAACUACCGCGAACGAUACGCCCAGUACCUGCCGCUGGACACGGUGAAUCGACACACAGAAGGAUUGCGGGAUCGCAUCAGCGAUUUGGUGAUGCGUAUGGUGGUGCCCCGAAGACAAACAGUGUGGGACGCAACAGGCAGUCGGCGAGGCAGCAGAAGUGGCAGUGGAGACGACCUGGUCUUCAGUGAUGGCGAGGGCGAAAGAAUGGCGGGUUUUGACGCGGAGCGCAUAGAUCGCACAAUUCGAGGCGGAGACGUAUCAGUGUCGCGAUGA